GGCAGAGCUCAAACCGGCGACACCAUUGGCCGCCACUACUGUCCGUCAUGGGGUGAUUACCAAUCGAUAUGUCCAAUCGGUACAGGCCGCGGGGGCGGAGCCUGGACCCGCGGUAUUAGAUUCCCCGUUGUUGGGCGAAGAAAAUCGAAAUAUCAGAAGAAUGAUUUACCUCGGGAUGGCCGAUAAAUGACGCUGCGGACGGAGCCGCGCACAGGCUGGCGAUAUAAUCGCACCUGACCGAGGGGCGCUUACCGAUACCUACCGAUUCGAUACCGAUACCUGAAGAGAACGGAGGAGGGGGAAGGGCGGGGAAACUGCUGAUCGGACCAUCCCCGCCCUGGGGCUUCAUCACUCGCCCCGGAUCGAGGGAACAAUCGGAACGGACAUUGCCGAUUAUCCCGAUACUGCAGGUGCCUGGACGUUAGUCACACCAUGCAGGCCGCAGAAGAGGCCUGUGCUCAGCUGGAAGACGAGUUGCUCUUCUGUGAGGAUUGCCGCUUGUACUUUAGAGACUCCUGCCCACAACAUGGAGCGCCAACGUUUAUCCUGGACACUCCUGUUCCAGAAAAUGUACCAUCCCGUGCUCUGCUUUCUCUGCCGGAAGGACUGGUGGUCAAGGAAAGAUCCCAGGGAGGGUUCGGUGUUUGGUGUACAAUUCCGAUCAUUCCACGGGGCUGCAUAUUUGGUCCAUACGAAGGGGAUAUCUUGGUGGAGCGGAACGAGUGCACCAUUUACUCAUGGGCGGUCCGAGACAACAAAUCUUAUUUUUAUAUUGAUGCCAGCGAUGACUCCAAAAGCAGUUGGAUGAGGUACGUGGCCUGUGCAUCAACAGACGAAGAGCACAAUCUCACAGUGUUUCAGUACCGGGGAAAAAUCUACUAUCGUGCCUGCCAGCCUAUUCCCUCAGGUACAGAGCUGCUGGUGUGGAUCGGGGAGGAAUACGCCAGGACUCUAGGUCUCAAAUUAGGUGAACAUUUUAAGUAUGAGUUUGGUGAGAAGGAACUUCUAAUGAAACUCUUCCAAGACUUGCACCUAAAGACGCACGAUUCCAUGUCGAAUCACAUGUCAACUCGAAGUCAGUACCUCUGCAAUGAUAUGGUCACUCCUAUAAUGCAGUCACAUAAACAAACUUACCCAUUGAACAAUAUAGGUCACUCUUCAUCUGGCUUCCAGCUGCUUGAGGGAACCCAGAAUUUAGUGAGCCUCGGUCGAGCCCAGAGCCGUUAUUGGACUUUUUUUGGUUUCCAAGGAGAUGCGUAUGGACGAAUCAUUGAUAAAACUAAGAUUAUUUGCAAACUGUGUGGCGUUCGGCUUUCAUACAGUGGUAACACUACUAACUUGAGGCAGCAUCUUAUAUAUAAACAUAGACGGGAGUACAAUGAAUUAGUGGGAACACAGGGGGCGGUAGUGGACCCACAGAAAAAUGUUGACUCCGCCUCUCCCCGUGAACUGGCCUCUAGGGCUAUAGUGGCUCCGACAGUGGGCAGAACAACCAAGGCUGUGGCUGAUUUUAUUGUCCGUGAUCUGAUGCCAGUUGAAAUAAUUGAAGGAGAAGGCUUUAACCAAAUGCUGUCUAUUUUGGAUCCCAACUACAAAUUACCAGCCUCCUCUUUCUUAGCUCAUACAAUCCUGCAGGAGAUGCACAUUCAGUCCAAGUUAAAAGUGGUGGAACUGGUGAAAAAUCUACAAGAAUGCUCUGUUAGCCUUGACCUAUGGAAACACAGCGGCUCUUUGUCCUACCUCACGCUCACUAUCCAUUACGUAGACGAAGGAUUUGAAACCAGGAAUGUGGUGCUAUCCAGUAGGGUGGUUUCAGAAGAUCUUUCUGAAGAAAGCCUGAAAUUAGUUCUUCUUGAUGUUGCAGAUGAAUGGGGGAUACGUGAAAACACAUUCUAUGCAGUGGGACUCAAUAGCCCAUCCGUAAAAAUAGCCACUUCAAAAGUGGGUUGGAAAUCUCUCCCAUGUGUGGGACAGGUGCUGAGAAGCUGCAUUGAAGCUAUACUUCAACAUAAUACUAUUCAAGCCACCCUUGAUAGAUUCCGAAGACUGAUUGCCACUAUUUUCUCCUCGGCUGCUCAAAACGAGGAGUUAACCACGCAUGGACCUGUGCUGAAGGUUCAUCUGAAAAUGUUCUUACGGGACGGCACAAAGUGGUACAGCAUCUAUACUUUAUUGCAGAGCAUUGUUGACCAUUCCAAGUUUUUUAAAGGCCUCAUUGAGACGUUACAUGGAGACUGUAUCGUUCUGCAGCCGGAGGACUGGUCCAUUCUCCAAGACGUUGUAGACAUUCUUAAACCUUUAUCUAUCGCUACCUCAACAUUUACCAAAGAUCAAUUUGCUGGGUUAUCACUGGUGAAACCUGUGAUAACCAGUCUGUUGUAUAAACACUUGGCACCUAACGAGUGGGAUUCUGAUUUCUCCAAGAACAUUAAAAGGGCCAUACAUGAAGAGUUGAAUUUUAAGUAUUCCGACUGUGAUGUCAAUCAGGUUCUCAACUUGGCAUGUGCCUUGGACCCUCGUUUCCGUGGCCUUGACUUCCUCAGCCAACCGGACCGCGUGGAGACCCUUCAUUUACUGAAACUGGAAGCUUCAAAUCUGGCAAAAACACAGCCAACUGAAUCUAUUUGUGUUACACCUGAACCUCAUAAUGUAAGGCCACCGGCCAAAAAAAACAGACAGGACUCUGGAAUUGAGUUCCUAUUGGGAGACUUGUGUAAUGUGAGAAAUUCAUCAGCUAGCACAAUUAACCAACAGGCAGAACAAGAGAUUAGCAGCUUCCAGACUAGCGAGGCUUCUUCUUUAUGCCAGGACCCAUUGCAGUGGUGGAAAAUGCACUAUACUCAGUACCCACUUUUGGCCCGGGCAGCACGUAAACUGUUGGCCAUCCCUGCCACCUCUGUGCCCACAAACUGGUUGUUUACAGACGCUGGUAUGGCCGUGUACAGAAAACGCUCAGCUCUAACUGCAGAGCAUGUAGAUAUGCUAGUCUUUCUCAAUGGAAAUAGGUUAAUUAUUUGAACUAGUGCUGGUGGUCCUUCACGUUUGUGCCUCUCCUAGCUCCAACUUAGCCACCCUUUGCAAGUGGCCCAUCAAAUAUCCUCCAGGUCUGAUCUAGUGCUUCCACUGCUUUCCUUGAAGAGGGCAAGCUAAAUGAUCCUUUAUCCAAACCAGUGUCUGUAGCCUAAAUAGCCAGUACAUUACUGUCCAUAAAGAAAAAAAAAAAGAAAAGAAAAGAAAUCAGAAUUUCAUUGCAAUUUGAAUUUACGUUUUUCUACCAGCAUGGUGGAAACCUAGACUCUACUGCAGGUAUAAUUUUGUUGGAAAUUGUGAUGGAAUCUAUUUAGGUAUUAGGAGUUUGCAUAUAUUCGUGUUCCCUAACUGACAGUAUUUUUAUUGCUGCGCGCAGAAAUCGGUUUCCCUAUUUAUUGGGUUUCUGGAAAUGUUUGUUAGCAGUGUUUGUUCAGUCCAGCAGUCCAUAUGUAUGGCAUAUAUAUGGGUAAAGUCUACAGUAAUGGCCAUGUAAUAGUGCUUACCCAAGCAUACAGGUAUGGAAGUUUCUGUCUGGCAACCUGUUCUCAAAAAGUUCCCAGAAAGGAUAAAGUAAAAAAGUACAGCUUCGUAAAGAUUAUGCCAUGUUGAUAGACUGCCUCUUUAUACUGUCACUGUGAGGAGCAGUGCUAAACAAUGUACUGGGGUAUGGGGGCAUUUGUGGUAAAGGCAGGCCUCACAUGUAAAAUGUUCUUUUGUCUUUUUUCCAGAAUUUGACAUAAAAAUCCAUUAUCUGGAGAUCCCAUACAUGUAUUACCUCAUUACCAAUACCAAUCCCUCUCUUAACUACCUGGAAUAUCCCCUUGUAAGAAAGGAAAUAACUCUUGGGCGCAGGUUGGCUAGAUUAAUCUAUAUUGAAUACCUAAUAUCUGUCUCUCUAUGGGCCUUAUUCUGAGGUGGGAGUAAAACAAAAAAGAGCAAGUAAUGUUACACCUGGGGAAACUGUUCUGCAAUGUAAGGG
Molecule: messenger RNA, 4009 nt
Organism: Pseudophryne corroboree (corroboree frog)
Lineage: Eukaryota; Metazoa; Chordata; Amphibia; Anura; Myobatrachidae
Product: E3 SUMO-protein ligase ZBED1-like
Exons: 6
Coding region: 433-3018 (861 amino acids)
Biological process (GO): regulation of transcription by RNA polymerase II
Cellular component (GO): nucleus
Molecular function (GO): DNA binding; protein dimerization activity
Source: RefSeq, a predicted model, not a curated record